Molecule: messenger RNA, 579 nt
Organism: Euleptes europaea (tarantolino)
Lineage: Eukaryota; Metazoa; Chordata; Lepidosauria; Squamata; Sphaerodactylidae
Gene: RANGRF
Product: RAN guanine nucleotide release factor
Exons: 5
Coding region: 1-579 (192 amino acids)
Biological process (GO): heart contraction; regulation of sodium ion transmembrane transporter activity; regulation of membrane depolarization
Cellular component (GO): nucleus
Molecular function (GO): transmembrane transporter binding; small GTPase binding; sodium channel regulator activity
Source: RefSeq, a predicted model, not a curated record
AUGGAUCAUGUGGCGGGACAAGAGCAGCAACAGCGGCCACUCUUUGGGGGGGCUUUUUCUGCCUUCCUUCCCCCCGGAAGCCUGGAUGUCAGUGAGUUGCGCCAGGUGCCAGACAACCAAGAAGUGUUUGUCCACCCCAGCACAGAUCAGAGCAUCAUUAUGGAACUGUUGGAAUAUCAAGCAGGGGUGCCCGACGAAACCGCCGUCAGAUAUCACUUUGAGGAUGUGGUUGGCACCUCUGGCAGUGCUGAGGUUUUGAGCCAGGAGUCUCUGGCGCCUCAUCUCCUAGCUCUGGAAGGCUGUAGCAGUGCCUGGCACCUGACCGCUUGCCAGCUGGUAGCGAAAUUCGAUGAAGAGGCCAAAAACGAGGUGAGACUCCAUCUGGCGUUGCUUCGCCUGCCCCAGUACGGGACAGACGUGCUCCUGACCUUCAAUGACCCCACCCGUAUUCACCCCCUAAGCAGUAGUGCGGCCCGAGGAUCUGAGGUCCCGGCUCCUUCCCUGCCUCCGUGGACGGUGGAGCACUUCCACACCUUUGUACGUGGCCUGCGGCUUCUUGACCCCGGCAUCUUUGGCUAG